AUGCAGCCUAUCGCCCAAGCCACCAAGAAAGACAACUCUGAAAACAAAGACAACUGGAUCCACAAGGGCUAUGCUUGGGACCCUCAAUGCGUCAUUGUCUAA
This is a messenger RNA of Lachancea meyersii CBS 8951, 102 nucleotides long. The record is from the annotation of a GenBank genome assembly. Lineage: Eukaryota; Fungi; Ascomycota; Saccharomycetes; Saccharomycetales; Saccharomycetaceae.